AUGGCUAAAGUUUGGGUUGAGGGCCACGCAACUUAUAAAGUGGUUGGCAGGGUCGAGUGCCUCUUCAGACUAAGAAGGCUGGGAACUACUGAACCUUCCUCCUGGGUGACCUUGACCGAGGACGACCUCACCCCGCGGAGGCAGAUCACAGCCGAGUUAUUCCUCAACAAUGGCAUGGACUGGGGCGUCUGGGGCGAGGCCGACUUCUGUCCGGAAGGAAGCUUUGCUCACGCCUUCGAGGUGAAGCUCGAGAUCUUCAGCUCCACAGAUGACACUGCCGUCAACGCUGUCAAGCUCUACUGCAGCACGCCGGCCGGACAUGACACCGGAUAUGCCUUGUCAACGGAGGGACGCUUUGGCGACUGGAUGGGCAUGCGUAUCUGCGAGACCGGGCACCUGACGGCCAUGCGCCGCCAACGUCCUCGAGUCCAAGGUAUCAUGAAUGACGACGUGGCUGUCGAGAACGUCGGGAUGGAGUGCAACUACGGCGAUGAGGUCCUCGUCGGGGUGGAAGGGAUGCCAAGGAGGAGAGGUAUGAGCUGGGCGAGUGGAGUCGGUGGGCGCACUGCUUCAACGGGUCUGCUAUCUGUGGAAUCGAGAUUCGCUACGAGGAACCCUACGUGGGUGACGACGCCGCUGUGACGGACUUGGUCAUGUACUGUUGCGACACGGGAUCACUGGACGACCAAGAGACCGGAGUGUGAAGCAUCUACGAGAGUCUGUGUGUUGUACUAAACCGCUGCAGAACGUGUGUUGUUGUUGGUCUGAUUAAAGGGGGAGAAAGAU
Messenger RNA from Penaeus vannamei (Pacific white shrimp), 786 nucleotides. The record is from RefSeq and is a predicted model, not a curated record. Lineage: Eukaryota; Metazoa; Arthropoda; Malacostraca; Decapoda; Penaeidae.